Molecule: messenger RNA, 1392 nt
Organism: Egretta garzetta (little egret)
Lineage: Eukaryota; Metazoa; Chordata; Aves; Pelecaniformes; Ardeidae
Product: BPI fold-containing family B member 4-like
Exons: 11
Source: RefSeq, a predicted model, not a curated record
GGAAGUGCCACCAGGAGUUUUGCUGUGCCCGCCAGCGUGGGAACGGGACCGAGGAUGUCUGCGCUGUGGGGUUUUCUCCUCCUCUGCAGCCUGCUGACCCCUUCGCAAGGACGUGGAAUCGUGGCCUCCGCUGCCAAAGCAGAUGCAGAUGAUGCUAAACAUUUAUUAGCCAAACGUGACCUCCAGAAGCUUCGAGGUGGCCUCCUAGAAAAAGAUAUUCCUCUUGGAGGUCGACUGGGCAAAAAUGGCGCUGUUGGCGGUCUCCUUGGGAGAGAUGGUGCUGUUGGUGGUCUCCCUGGAGGAGAUGGUCUUCUUGGCGGUCUCCUAGGUAGAAAUGGUCUUCUUGAUGGUCUCCUUGGUGGAGAUGGUGUCCUUGGUGGUCUCCUAGGAAGAGAUGGCGUCCUUCAUUGUCUCCUUGGCAGACAUGGUCUCCUUGGUGGUCUCCUUGGCAGUCUCCUUGGCAAAGAUGGUGCUGUUGGCAGUCUCCUGGGGAAAGAUGGUGUUGUUGAUGGUCUUGCUGGCGGUCUCCUCGGUGGAGAUGGUCUUGUUGGCGGUCUCCUUGGCAGAGAUGGCCUCCUUCAUGCUCUCCUUGGCAAAGAUGGUCUUGUUGAUGAUCUCCUUGAUGCUGUCCUUGAUAUUCUCCUUGGCAAAGAUGGGGUCCUUGGCAAAGAUGGGCUCGUUGGCAAUCUUCUCGGUGGAAAUGGUGGAGAUCUCCCAGGGCUGAAAAUUGUGAACAACACCGUCCCCAAAAUACGUCUGCGCUCCCUGCCAGGCUUUGGGCACGAGGUGGGCUUAAACACCCAGCUGCUGGUUGAGAGCACGAGCGCGCGGGGCAGGGUGCUCUGCCUGCAGGUGGAAGCAGAUGUGGUCAUGCUGGUCCAGGGCAAGGGGGCGGCUCGCCAGAACAGUGAGGACUGCAAGACUUUGGGCAUAGACAUCCGCGUGAGACCCAACGUGCCCCUUCUGGAUCAGCCGCUGAAACGCUUCCUGAGCGACGCCCUGCGGGAGCUGGGGUGCGACAUCGCCAACAACAGGCUCAAGGCGGUGAGGGCUCUGCUCGGCCUCGGGACCCCGGCGCUCCCGCUGGGGGCUCUGGGAGAUCUGCCCCCCUUCUCCAUCAUCGGUGGCAACGCGAUCCAGCUGGAUCUCAACGUGAGUGCCUCCACGUCCCAGCCCAAGCCCCUCGGCCUCGCUGAGCUGGGGCCGUUCCUCCAAGCCCUGCCCACGUCCGUCCCCCGCAGCUCUUCGCUGGGGACACCUGCGCUGCGCGUGGCCAACCCGCCGGUGGUGGCCCUGAGGGGCAGAAGAGCCACCGCCACCCUCCAAGCCUCCAUCGACAUCCUCAGCCCCGUCCUGCAGUCCUCCCAGGAGCCCCUCCUCUCCCUCGAGGCG